AAUAGUUAAGGAUGCUUUACUAAAGUAUAGAAAUAAGAGAAUAAUCAUACAAGAUGGGGUUCACAGAUAAACAAGAAGCUUUGGUGAGAGAUUCAUGGGAAUUCAUGAAGCAAGACAUUCCUCAACUUAGUCUUCGUUUCUUCUCAUUGAUCCUGGAGAUAGCACCAGUAGCAAAGAACAUGUUCUCAUUCUUGAAGGACUCUGAUGAACUUCCUGAGAAUAAUCCCAAGCUUAGAGCUCAUGCUGUUAAGGUUUUCAAGAUGACAUGUGAAUCAGCAAUUCAGCUUCGAGAAAAGGGAGAAGUGGUGGUAGGUGAGACUACUCUCAAGUACUUGGGAUCCAUCCAUCUUCAGAAACGAGUUGCUGACCCUCAUUUUGAGGUAGUAAAAGAAGCAUUGUUGAGAACAGUGAAAGAAGCAACGGGAAAUAAAUGGAAGGAUGAGAUGAAAGAAGCAUGGAGUGAAGCAUAUGACCAAUUAGCUUCUGCCAUCAAAGCCGAGAUGCACGCUGAGGCUGCUGCCUAAUUGUCUUUUAUUAAUGUGUGUCAUGCUGCCUAUCCCUAUAUUCCCUUAUUUCCAUUCCCUAAAUCAACUGGAAGUGUGUGUUUGAUGAAAAUGGAACAUAUAAUUUAUAAUGAAAAUAAAAUUGGGAUUUAGAUAUUGACUUCACAAGAUACAAAGUAAUUAAAA
Solanum lycopersicum (tomato) is the source of this 689-nucleotide messenger RNA. RefSeq names its product non-symbiotic hemoglobin class 2 (gene Glb2). The record is from RefSeq and is marked validated. Gene Ontology annotation, molecular function: oxygen binding; heme binding. Lineage: Eukaryota; Viridiplantae; Streptophyta; Magnoliopsida; Solanales; Solanaceae.